Messenger RNA from Adineta ricciae, 786 nucleotides. The record is from the annotation of a GenBank genome assembly. Lineage: Eukaryota; Metazoa; Rotifera; Eurotatoria; Adinetida; Adinetidae.
AUGAAACCAUCAAUAAAUUAUUUUCUCGCCAUCCAACUAAUAAUCAUCAUUCCCGGAUUGAUUACAGCUGUUCUAUCAAAUCAGUUUCCUCGUAUUUUAACUCAUUCACACAAUCAAACGUUGAAUGUCUCUGAAACAGCAAUUUUACGAUGUCAUGUGAAAAAUCUCGGUCAUCAUCAUGUUACUUGGCUGAAAUAUGAUUCAACUAUGGAUGCGUAUUUACCAUUAACGGUUGAUGAGCAAGUGUUCUAUUCAAACAAGCGUUAUUUUGUGUCAUCCUAUUCUACUUCCGAUGAGAACUCCUAUUGGAAUCUAGAAAUAUCCAACGUUCAAGCAUCUGACGAGGGUAUAUACGAAUGUAAAAUUUCCAAUCGGCAUGCAAGCGUUGCCAUUCAAAUCCAUCUACAAGUUCAAAUACCCAUGACAAUUGAACCGGCUCGUUUACAUGUCGAGCCAGGUACACCUGUCGAGCUAGAUUGCACAAUUUAUAAUGUCAACACCUCAUUGAUAACCUGGCAUUUUUCAAGUUUAAAUCAAACAUCUAGACCACAUCAUCGAGAUCAUUUUGAUUUUCAUGAAGAGCAUCGUUAUGAAGCAAAUGCUUCCAAAUCACAAUUAAUUAUACGUCAUGCUCAACCGUACCAUACUGGUUUAUGGACAUGUACAUACAAACGGCAGAAGAGAAGUGCAAAACUAUUCGUUGAAAAAGGUUAUCUCAUCGAAUUCUUUUCAUCUGCUUCUAGGCGCAUUCCAACAUCAGCAACAGCAACGUCUAUUAGCAAAUAA